AUGGUCUCGGUAAUAACAUUCGACCUUAUCCUCGCCCUAAUAAUCUUGAUAUCCAUGGUCCUCGUCCUCAUACUCCUCUACUUGAUCCUCCGCUGCAUCAAACACACCAAAGCGCAUCAAUGUCCCGAAGUCUCUCCCGAGGCUGGACAAACCAUCCGAAGAGAGUGGCUUUCUCAUCAGUUCUCUCACCAACAAACACAUCAAGAGCUCUAUUUGGAUCAGGAGCAACGGGCCUCAUCGGUGCCACAAUCUAUUGAGCUGUUGCCACAGAUUAAGCCCAGUGAUGAUAGGACGGAGGAGUGGCUGGAGAGAGGGAAGGUGGACAAGAAGGUGAAUGUAGAUUUGGAUGAUAGGGACUAG
Messenger RNA from Cucurbitaria berberidis CBS 394.84, 360 nucleotides. RefSeq lists its product as uncharacterized. The record is from RefSeq and is a predicted model, not a curated record. The transcript has a single exon. Lineage: Eukaryota; Fungi; Ascomycota; Dothideomycetes; Pleosporales; Cucurbitariaceae. The coding region runs from base 1 to 360 and encodes 119 amino acids.